Carassius carassius (crucian carp) is the source of this 2955-nucleotide messenger RNA. Its product is annotated as serine/threonine-protein kinase PAK 1-like. The coding region runs from base 243 to 1901 and encodes 552 amino acids. Gene Ontology annotation, biological process: regulation of actin cytoskeleton organization; intracellular signal transduction; protein phosphorylation. Gene Ontology annotation, molecular function: ATP binding; protein serine/threonine kinase activity. The record is from RefSeq and is a predicted model, not a curated record. The transcript has 15 exons. Gene Ontology annotation, cellular component: cytoplasm. NCBI's taxonomy places the organism in Eukaryota, Metazoa, Chordata, Actinopteri, Cypriniformes, Cyprinidae.
GCGUCUCGUGAGCGAAGCGCUGCGUGGGGAACUAAUGACCACUGGUCUCGCCCGUGGGCGGCGCUUCUCGCAGCAGGUUUGUGUGUCUCUACAGCAGCAGUGAGACAGAUAGACGGACCGGAGAAGACUGGAGCAGAUGAGCGCGGAGAGACGCUGAAUGCGUGACAGAGAGAGGGAGAGUCUGCUCGGGGAAAUCACAUUCGCGUCUUUGGACAGAGAUUUAGCCACGCCCACAGCUGAAGAUGUCAGACAAUGGGGAAGUAGAAGACAAGCCGCCAGCUCCACCCAUGAGAAACACCAGCACCAUGAUUGGCUCGUCCGGUAAAGACUCAGGCCCACUGAAUCAUGGCUCCAAACCCCUGCCGCCCAACCCAGAGGACAAGAGGAGAAAAGAAGGCUUCAUCCGAUCCAUACUCACCGGAGGAGGAGACAAGACCAGUAAGAAGAAAGAGCGUCCGGAGAUCUCUCUGCCGUCGGACUUUGAGCACACCAUCCAUGUUGGCUUUGACGCCGUCACUGGAGAGUUUACCGGCAUGCCUGAGCAGUGGGCUCGGUUGCUCCAGACGUCCAACAUUACUAAACUUGAGCAGAAGAAGAAUCCUCAAGCCGUUUUGGAUGUGCUUAAAUUCUAUGACUCUAAAGAAACAAACAACAGUCAGAAAUACAUGAGUUUUACAGACAAAGGUGCCGAUAAUUACAGCUCUUCCAAUGCAGUGAACUCCAAGACCGUUUCCGAGACCCCUGCCGUGGCCACGGUCUCCGAGGAUGAUGAUGAGGAUGAAGCCACGCCUCCACCAACCAUCGCACCCCGUCCCGAACAUACAAAAUCUAUCUACACGCGCUCCGUUAUCGACCCCCUCCCUCCUCCACUCUCCACCAAAGACGCAGCUACGUCACCCAUCAGUAAUGUGGUCGCUGAAGGAGGCAGCCCCACCCCGACACCCUCCACCAACACCCCGACACCCUCCACGCCACAAAACAGCGACAAAACACGCAAGAAGAAGAUGACUGACGAGGAGAUACUCGAGAAACUGCGAAGUAUAGUCAGCGUGGGCGACCCGAAGAAGAAGUACACGCGAUUUGAGAAGAUUGGCCAGGGGGCGUCUGGAACGGUCUACACAGCCAUAGACAUCGCCACGGGACAAGAGGUGGCCAUCAAACAGAUGAAUCUGCAGCAGCAGCCCAAGAAAGAGCUGAUCAUCAACGAGAUCUUAGUGAUGAGGGAAAACAAGAACCCCAACAUCGUCAAUUACCUGGACAGUUACCUGGUGGGAGACGAGCUGUGGGUGGUGAUGGAGUAUCUGGCCGGAGGCUCCCUGACAGAUGUGGUGACGGAGACGUGUAUGGAUGAAGCGCAGAUCGCCGCCGUCUGUCGGGAAUGUCUCCAAGCGCUGGAGUUUCUGCACUCGAAUCAGGUCAUUCACAGAGACAUCAAGAGCGACAACAUUCUCCUGGGCAUGGACGGCUCUGUCAAACUCACUGAUUUCGGCUUCUGCGCUCAGAUCACUCCUGAACAGAACAAGCGAAGCACUAUGGUUGGGACGCCCUACUGGAUGGCCCCAGAAGUUGUGACCCGCAAGGCCUACGGCCCCAAAGUGGACAUCUGGUCCCUGGGCAUCAUGGCUAUCGAGAUGAUCGAGGGCGAACCGCCGUACCUCAACGAAAACCCUCUGAGGGCUCUGUAUCUCAUCGCCACUAAUGGAACGCCGGAGCUGCAGAACCCAGAGAAACUCUCCUCCGUGUUUCGGGAUUUCUUAAACCGCUGUCUGGAGAUGGACGUGGAGAAGAGAGGCUCUGCCAAGGAGCUCUUACAGCACCAGUUCCUGAAAGCGGCCAAGCCUCUGUCCAGCCUCACGCCGCUGAUCAUAGCAGCCAAAGAGGCGGCCAAAAACAACCGCUAGCCUCUACAGGACGACUCCCGGCCCCACCUGUCCUCCGCCCCGACCCCCAGAGCUCCCUGUCAGCCGUCUCUCUCUCUCUCUCUCUCUCUAUCUCUCUCUCUCUCUCUGUCUCUCUCACCCUGCUCAGGAGCUCUCGUGCCGAGGGUUCAUCCGCCCCUCGCCCUCUACUGCUGAUGUUUUAGGGUCCGAGGGGCGUCUGCGCUCACUGCUGUGGUCACCGAAAAGGCUCUGAAUGAUGACAUCACUGGAAACAAAGGGCCAUGGCGCGUCAGGCCCAAAGCAUUAUGGGGGAUUUCCCCCUGGCUGACUCUCUCUGGGUCUCACUGUCAGUUUCUCUGUUGCUUUUUUCUGUCAUUUACUUUUAAUGGGAACUUGACUGAUUUUUCAUGUGUGUAUUUGUUGGGGUUUUCAUUUAUUUGAUAAUGUUUUUUACAUUUUCUCUGUGUGUGUGUGUGUGUGUGUGUGUGCGUGCGUGUGUGUGUGUGUGUGUGUGUGUGUGAGUGUGCGUUCACCGGGUCAUAGAUUAGCUGAGAUUGCGACGUGUUGACAUGUUCGUUCUGCGAUCGACAGAAAGAUCUCGUCUGAUGUAUUUUUUUUUAUAUUGAAACAUGAUGAUUUGCAACAAACUAUUGAUUAAGGUACUAUGAAGGAUGCCUGUGCAUGAAGAAACUGCAUUUCAGAUGAUGAAACGACCACCUGAGGUCCAUUCUGUCCCAUAAUUCCUCCACACUUUGGAAUCUCAACCAAACAUCGCUGCAUUACAGUGUUUUGCAUUGCUACGAACAUUAAUGGAAUUGAAAUUUUCUGAUUUUACGUUCACGGACCCUUUGGCCUUAAACUGUGACGUGAACAAUAGGACGAAUGAAGACAGCACAACACACGAAGAUGCAAUCUGUUGCCAUUUUGAUUCUUUCAGUGGCCUGAUGGGGUUUAUUUAGAAGCGAAUCUUUCCUGUAAGCAAUCAGUGUGUUUCUGCGAACCCUAAACUCUUUAUAAGGCCUUUUGAUGAAUUGAAAUUCUUAAUUGAAAUGGGACGAAUAAACUUCAGAAUUAA